Molecule: messenger RNA, 3713 nt
Organism: Cuscuta epithymum
Lineage: Eukaryota; Viridiplantae; Streptophyta; Magnoliopsida; Solanales; Convolvulaceae
Source: the annotation of a GenBank genome assembly
GUCAAUGGGUGUGGUCUGAAGAUACGGCCUGUGGUCAGGGAAGAGAUCAGCCAACAGAAAAAGAUAACAAAUAAAGGAGAGAAAAAUUUCUGGGCAGAAAUUUUGCUGCUCGCCCAGCUUCAUAGAAAUCGCUAUUGGGAAGGCAUCCGUGGUCAGAUUAUACUGAAAUUUUGACAGGAGGUUCUCAAGACACAGACCUAAAUUCUGAACGGUGGAGAUUGGAUUUUGACGGUCAGAUCGUCUGGAAUCAUUUCCGAACAGACCUGCAGUUUUUAGGGUGAUUUCAAUCCUUUUUCAUCCUCUUUGUAUCUUUGUUGAAGUUUUAUACUUCUUGAGCUGUUGUAUCAUCAUAUUUGAUGUUUGGAGACUCUCUUGUACUCAUUCCUUGUUGAUUAGUGAAGAGUUUGGGUGGAUGGAGGCCCCGUGGUUUUUCCUCUUCGAUUUGGAGGGGUUUUCCACGUAAAAAAUCAUGGUGUUCUGUGUGUGCUUGGUUUCAUUUCAUUUUUACAGCUUUCUCCAUAUAUGUUUUUGAUGUCAUUCACUGCUACCUGCUAUUAAACCGGGAUCCUGUGAGUUUCUUGCAAGCUUGGAAGAAUUCUUGUCAAGUAUAUUUGGACUGUUUUGGGUUUGUGGUUGAAUUACUUUGACAGGCAGUGUUUUUCUUCCCUACAAAUUGGUAUCAAAGCUUGUAGUUAUUCCUGUGUUAUCUGCUUGUUUGAAAUAUGGAGCCGAAUAUUAGUAGGAUGAUUUGUUUGAAUGGCAAGAAUUAUCACAACUGGAGUGGUAAAAUGAAAGAUUUGCUAUAUGUUAAAAGUCUCCAUUUACCUGUAUUCGGAACUAAGCCUGAGAAUAAAUCUGAUGAAGUCUGGGGUUUUGAAAAUCAGCAAGUCUGUGGUUAUAUCAGAUGUUGGGUGGAAGAAAAUGUUAGAAAUCAUAUAGCAAAGGAAACAAAUGCCAAAAACUUGUGGACGAACCUUAAAAACAUGUAUGCUGCUAAAACAGGAAAUAAUAAAUUGUUUCUGUUAAAGCAAAUGAUGAAUUUGAGAUAUAAAGAGGGCACUUCUGUUUUGGAUCAUGUUAAUGAAUUUCAAGGCCUAGUUGAUCAGAUGACUGACGUUGGUAUUAAAUUUGAAGAAGAAAUAUUGGGACUUUGGUUGCUUAACAGUUUACCCGAUUCUUGGGAAACUUUCCGAACUUCUUUUACUAACAAUGCUCCUACUGGUUCUAUGUCUUUAGGGUAUGCUAGAGAUGGCAUUUUAAAUGAGGAGGUUAGAAGAAGGACUCCAGGUACAAACUCAUCCCAGUCAGAAGUUUUUGUUACUGAAGACAGGGGGAGAAACCAGAACAAGUUUCAAGGUUAUAGAGGCAAAAGCAGAAGUAAGUCCAGGUCCCGGUUUAAGGAUAUGGAAUGUCAUUACUGUGGAAAGAAAGGUCAUAUCAAGAAGCAUUGCUUUAAAUUGAAGAAGGACAGGAAAAAUGGCAACAAUUCUGAUGUGAAAAAUGACAACAAUGGUGACCGCGUUGCUGCUGCCACUCCGGGAGAUCUUGUUAUUGUUCAUGAUGAUGUGAUCAAUUUUUCAUCUCAUGACACUGAUUGGGUAGUAGACACUGGCGCCUCACUUCAUGUUACGUCUAAAAAGGAGUUCUUCAGUUCCUACACUCCAGGUGAUUUUGGAGUUCUCAGGAUGGGCAAUGAUGGUGUGUCAAAGGUUAUUGGCAUGGGUGAUGUGUGUUUGCAGACUAGUAAUGGCACUCAAUUGAUCCUUAAAGAUGUCAGACAUGCUCCAGAUAUUCGCCUAAAUUUGAUCUCAGUUGGAAGACUUGACAAUGAUGGUUUCUGCAACAGUUUUAUUGGCGGGGAGUGGAAGCUCUCCAAGGGUUCAUUGAUUGUGGCUCGUGGGAAGAAGUCUUCUAAUCUUUAUUUAUUGCAGGCUUUCGUUUCUGGCAGCAUCAAUGCAGUGGACAGCAAAGUCUCAUUUGAUUUAUGGCAUAGACGACUUAGCCAUAUUAGUGAAAAGGGACUUAAUUGUUUAAUUAGAAACAAUGUUAUUUCUGGACUUGGUACAACAAAGUUAAACAAGUGUGAUCAUUGCAUGGCGGGAAAACAAAACAGAGUGUCCUUCAAGAGUAAUUCUCCUCACAGAAAAUCAAGCGUGUUGGAGUUGAUUCAUUCCGAUGUGUGUGGUCCUUUAAAGGUACAAUCUUUUAGCGGUGCAUCUUAUUUUGUGACUUUCAUUGAUGACUAUUCUAGAAAGGUGUGGGUCUAUGCUUUAAAGACCAAGGAUCAAGUUCUAGAUAAGUUUAUGGAAUUUCAAGCUCUUGUUGAGAGGCAGACGGGAAAGAAAGUCAAGUGCAUCCGAACAGAUAAUGGUGGUGAAUAUUGUGGUCCAUUUGAUCAUUAUUGCAGAAAACUAGGGAUAAGGCAUCAGAAGACUCCUCCCAAAACUCCUCAGCUAAAUGGUUUGGCAGAAAGAAUGAACAGAACUUUAAUUGAGAGAGUUCGUUGUUUACUUUCUGAAGCUAAGCUAUCACCGAGCUUCUGGGGUGAAGCUUUGUACGCAGCAGUUCAUGUGAUUAAUCUGUCCCCAGCUUAUGCUUUAGAUGGAGAUGUUCCAGAGAAUGUUUGGUCAGGCAAGAAAUCUUCUUAUGAUCAUUUGAGAGUCUUUGGUUGUAAGGCUUUUGUUCAUAUUCCUAAAGAUGAACGGUCUAAACUUGAGGCAAAGACUAGACAAUGUAUCUUUCUAGGUUAUGGCCAGGAUGAGUUUGGGUACAGGUUAUAUGAUCCAGUUGAGAAGAAACUUGUCAGAAGCAGAGAUGUUGUAUUCUGUGAAGAUCAAACUAUUAAGGAUAUUCAGAAGGUUCAGAUGACAGCAACACAGAUGUAUGAUGAUCUUGUUGACUUGGGUGAUGAGGGGACUCGUAAUGAGUCUACGAUUGUUGAUGAUACGACUCAGCCCGAUACACACCAGGAUACAGUUGACACUCAGACUCCAGAGGAUGAAACUAUUGAUAUUCAACAUCCAGAAGUUACAUAUAUGCCAGAGGAAUCACAUGAAGCUCCAAUUCCUAUGAGACGGACUACAAGAGCUAAAAUACCUUCUAUUAGGUAUAAUCCUGACACUUAUGUGCUCUUGAAUGACGGGGGAGAACCUGAAUGCUUUGAUGAAGUACUGGAAAGUGAGCAAAAAGAUAAGUGGUUCAGGACAAUGCAAGAUGAGAUGGAAUCUUUGCAUGAUAAUCAUACCUUUGAUUUGGUAAAGUUACCCACUGGUAAGAGAGCUUUGAAGAAUAGGUGGGUUUACAGGUUAAAACAGGAGGAACAUUCCUCAAACCCACGAUACAAAGCUAGAUUAGUAGUCAAAGGUUUUAAUCAGAGAAAAGGAGUUGAUUUUUCUGAAAUUUUUUCUCCUGUUGUGAAAAUGUCUUCCAUUAGAGUUGUGCUUGCUUUAGCUGCUAUUCUUGAUUUGGAGGUUGAGCAAAUGGAUGUGAAGACAGCUUUUCUUCAUGGUAAUCUUGAGGAAGAGAUUUUGUAACACCCUACCCGAACCGGCCCCGCCGAUCCGAGCGGUGUGUCACGUGGCAGAAGUCAAAACGGAUUUAACCAGAAGACUUUUAGUUAUUUAAACAAAAUUAAGUAUUUAAGUAAAACAUUUUAAUUCAAAUGUCAACUUAUUAUUCAAUACUUGAAAAUAUCAAGUCAACAUAAAGCAAUU